GGUUGGCCACCCGGAGUAAUUUAAUGUUGUCAUUCAAGCAAUUUACAUUUUGCAUGUUCGUUGCCAAAUAUGACAUGUUUAAGUACUAGAGCCUUCCAAAUUGGAUGUGUAAGUCAGAACAUCUCUCAAGGCACAGUGAACGCAGCAGGUCUUAUUCCAUCACAAUCAAGAACACAAGAUGAUCCAGAGGAUGAGAAUCUAAUUUGGUCUAUAAAAACCCCCCACACCCUUUUUCAAUUCCUCAUACCAACACAAGAUUCCCUUGAAUUUUACUACCAAAAAUUUAAAAUGGCUAAAAUUCAAUCUCAAAACUUUUGCCUAGCCUUUCUCCUUGUUUUGGCCAUCUGGGUCUCUCUUGCCCUCUGUCGUCCUCUUGACGCAGAGUACAGGCUGAAGAAGAUGCAUGAGGACUGGAUGGCUCAACACAACCGUGUCUACAAAGAUGCGGUGGAGAAGGACGUCCGGCUUGUAAUUUUUAAGGAAAAUGUUGAACGUAUUGAUGCUUUUAAUAAUGGUGAGGAGAGGGGAUAUAAGCUAGGUGUGAAUAAAUUUGCGGACUUAACUAAUGAAGAGUUCCGUUCCUUGCAUACUGGACUCAAGUACCAUCCUUCCAAACUGCUCCUCAAAUCAUCAAAAUCAUCUUCUUUCCGAUAUGGGAACCUCACAGCUGCCCCUGCCACCUUGGACUGGCGAAAAUCCGGUGCCGUCGCUCCUGUCAAAGAUCAAGGAAACUGUGGGUGUUGUUGGGCGUUUUCUGCCGUAGCAGCAGUGGAAGGACUGACAAAGUUGAAGAAAGGUACGUUAAUUUCCUUAUCGGAGCAGGAGCUUGUGGACUGCGACAUUUACGGUGAGGAUGAGGGAUGCGGCGGCGGACUAAUGGACAAUGCCUUCCAGUUCAUCAAAAGCAACGGCGGCCUGACAACUGAAGCUAACUAUCCUUACCAGGGAGGAGACGGUAUCUGUAACAAGAAAAAGGCAGCAACUGCCGCUGCAAAGAUAACCGGUUACGAAGACGUCCCAGCAAACAACGAAAAUGCCCUGUUGCAGGCUGUGUCCCACCAGCCGGUUUCCGUUGGCAUUGAAGGAACCGGAUUCUCUUUCCAGUUCUACAAGAGCGGUGUAUUUUCCGGAGAAUGUGGAACAGACCUUGACCAUGCCGUGACGGCAAUAGGUUAUGCUACCGGAAGUGAUGGGUCAAAGUAUUGGUUGGUGAAGAACUCGUGGGGUACAAGUUGGGGUGAGAGUGGGUAUAUGAGGCUGAAGAGGGGUGCUAGCAAAGAAGGCCUUUGUGGUAUUGCUAUGAUGCCUUCUUAUCCUGUUGCAUGAAUAAGAAAGGUUAUUGGGUAUUCAAUAUUAAAAUUGUCGUAUGCAAGCCUAUGACAGGGUCCACAACAAAUGUAUCAUAUGGGAUAUAGCAUGAAUAAGUGUGCCAACCACUU
This is a messenger RNA of Rubroshorea leprosula, 1439 nucleotides long. NCBI's taxonomy places the organism in Eukaryota, Viridiplantae, Streptophyta, Magnoliopsida, Malvales, Dipterocarpaceae. The record is from the annotation of a GenBank genome assembly.